Molecule: messenger RNA, 579 nt
Organism: Stereum hirsutum FP-91666 SS1
Lineage: Eukaryota; Fungi; Basidiomycota; Agaricomycetes; Russulales; Stereaceae
Exons: 4
Coding region: 1-579 (192 amino acids)
Source: RefSeq, a predicted model, not a curated record
AUGCCAUCCCUCGGCGACACUCUCGGUGCAAUCGAGUUUGGAGUCUUUUUUGCAGCAAUAUUGUACGGAGUAUUACUCGUGCAAGUCUACAACUAUUACCAGCAGCACUUCAACGACGGGGUAUGGGUCAAGAGUCUGUUGUAUUUAGUACUGUUGAUUGAAACUACUCAUAUGGCAUUCAUCACCGUCUAUGUCUAUAUUGUCACCGUCGAGUACUAUGGCGUGGUCUCCGCCAACGGGACUUUUGCUUGGACUAAAUAUGUAUGGCCACUAGCGUUCUCGGUCACCCUUGCCAAUCUCAGUAGUGCGCUUGUCCAGGGUUUUUUUUCUUACCGAAUGUAUAGACUAUCUAUGCGGUGGUACCUCCCUCUAUUCUCGUGGACUUUCAUUACUCUUCGAUUGGUAGGAGCCAUUGCUGCCAGCAUCGUCGCUACCAGCAGCGGAGACCUUCUCUCGUUUUUCGUGGACCAUCAACUCUUGAUUCUUCUGGGUCAGAGUGCUGGUCUUAUCGUCGACAUUUUCAACACCAUCUGUCUUUGCAUUCUUCUUUGGUACCAUCAAAAUGUGUCCAACAAGUAG